AUGGUGAGUGACACAUGGCCCUUACCUGCUAUCCAAGAUCUCUUGGAAGACUUUGGUGGUAGAUCCAUAUUCACGACAAGAGAUUUGUUGAAAGGGUUUAACCAAAUUGCCGUGCAUGGUUCAUCGAUUCCUAAGCUCACGAUGGCCACACCUUGGGGAAAAUUUUCCUACCGCGUUAUGCCCUUUGGUGUAAUCAAUGGUCCUAGCUGCUUUUCACGUGCCAUCUACAUGGCUAUGCAAGGCUAUCUUAACGACUUUGUUGCAACGUACAUCGAUGACAUUGUGAUCUACUCAUGGGAUUUUGAUGAGCAUGUGGACCACUGUCGCAAGGUUCUGGAACGUUUACGUGCUGUACGCAUGAAGAUCAAGCCGUCAAAAUGUUCAUUCGCACAAGGAGAAGUUGAAUUUUUGGGCUUUUUGGUAUCAGCAAGAAGUGUGCGUCCAAACCCAAAGAAGGCGGAAAAGAUGUUGAACUUGGCAGGUUUUCAUCGGGAUCAUGCCGAUGGUUUUGGUGAGCUCGUUGCUCUUUUGAAUGAAUUGUUAAAAAAGAAUAAGUCGUUUGUAUGGGAAGAUAAUCAAGAACGAUCUUUUGGUACAUUGAAGGAAGCGUUGUCAAAUUUCGCUAUGCUCAAGUACCCCAAUCCUGCUGAGGUGUAUCGUUUAUAUGCGGAUGCUUCGGAAGUUGGUAUAGGAACGGUGUUUACCCAAUGUGAUCAAGAUGUUGAAGCGAGGAGACCCAUACGCUUUCUAUCCCGGAAAUUGAAGCUAUCUGAUACCUUCUUACCAAGACGGAUGCCAAUCAAAGAUUACGACGUUGGGUUAUGGCGGUUCAAGAGUUCAAGUUUCAUGUUCAUCAUUUACCUGGGAUAA
Molecule: messenger RNA, 870 nt
Organism: Lichtheimia ornata
Lineage: Eukaryota; Fungi; Mucoromycota; Mucoromycetes; Mucorales; Lichtheimiaceae
Exons: 2
Coding region: 1-870 (289 amino acids)
Source: RefSeq, a predicted model, not a curated record